AUGAACCCGGGCGUAUUUUACGGCCAAAGAGCCGCAAAGGUGCCUUCCGAAUGCAGUGAUGACUCUGACCACGAAUCGAGCGACGACGAACCAGAAAAUAGUGGUUCAGCCCGGGCAUGUGUCUCAGAGAAUCCCAGAAUGUCUCCAGGAUGCUGUGCAGCUGUGACGUUGUUCAUACCGGGGGCUGUGGCAACGGUGGUAGUCUUCGCGUCCCUUUGGCUAGGCGGGGUACAAGCCGGCCCCAACGAAAGUCUCUCGCAACUAACUGCCAGUGGCCCUUGGCAGCCCAAAGAUAGUCCGAUAGACAAUCCCUGGACCUCCCCUUCCACCACGAGUGCGCCAGAAACCCGCAUCAUGGAACUGGAUUUCCAGACGCUCAGCGCCAUCGUCGGUCUGGCUAAAUAUAUCCUGUCCUUCACCACUAGCUGCAACUACCGUGGAAACACCUACCAGUGCGCCAUUGGAAUUCAGUGCUGGAUGCAGGGCCAGAGGGCUCUCGAUUUGUGCAAUGGAGGCUUCGUGUGGAGUUGCUGCGUCCCCUGGAAUGCUCAGGCGUCCAAGGUUGGGCUGGUGCAGAAUAUUUCAUGCGGCAGAACCUAUCUACGGCAUUCCAAGGUGGUUGGUGGUGAAAACGCCAAGUUUGGGCAGCAGCCAUGGCAGGCGGCGGUGGUGGUGAGGCGGCUGUUUUCAGAAAAGAUCUCCUGUGGAGGGGCCUUGGUGCAUGAAAGCUGGGUCAUCACGGCAGCUCACUGCGUAGACAGAACGUCUACGUCGAGCAUACGGGUCCGGCUUGGAGAGCACAGUAUACGAGACACCUCGGAGCGCCUGCCGCACGAGGAUUACACCAUUCGGCGAAAGAUCGUGAACGAGGGCUUCAAUCGGCUUACCUUCAGGAAUGACAUUGCACUCCUGGAGCUCUCACACCCCGUCAUCUUCCGCGAGCACAUCCUCCCAGUAUGUCUUCCCAACAAGGGAGACAACUUCGCAGGAGGACUUGCCACCGUCGCCGGCUGGGGAAGGCUGAAGUACUCGUCCAGCUACUCCCCGAGCGUCCUGCAAACAGUGGAUGUGAUGGUGAUCGAGAAUGAGGAGUGCCGGAAGUGGUACAGGGAAACAGGACGCAGUGAAAGGAUCUACGACACGAUGCUGUGUGCUGGAUACAAGAUGGGUGGCAAAGAUUCCUGUCAGGGUGACUCGGGAGGCCCGCUGACGUUCAAGAGGAACGACCGCAUCUACCUCAUCGGUGUCGUCUCGUGGGGAGUCAAGUGCGCAAUGCCUUUCCUACCUGGGGUCUACACACGAGUGUCUGAGUUCGUCGACUGGGUGCGAAUCUACGUGACGUGACUCCGUCUCUGCAAGAGAAUGAAUGUCUCGCCACUAGGGGAAGCAAUAAGUUUAAAGCAAAAUUUCAUCCGCGCUUGAAAGAAGCUGCGUUUUGAUGGAUGAAACCUAAA
Rhipicephalus microplus (southern cattle tick) is the source of this 1454-nucleotide messenger RNA. RefSeq names its product trypsin-1. Lineage: Eukaryota; Metazoa; Arthropoda; Arachnida; Ixodida; Ixodidae. The record is from RefSeq and is a predicted model, not a curated record. Gene Ontology annotation, molecular function: serine-type endopeptidase activity. Gene Ontology annotation, biological process: proteolysis.